CUGACUGACAGGCUGCGAAGGGAAGCCAAUAUAUAUAAGAAAGGCUCCCGGGCGAGCAGGUUUCAGUAGCGGCGCUGCUCGCCGGCCAGGAACCUGAGGCCAAGAGCCGCAGCCAAAGCUUCUUGGGUGCUGUGUACCCCAACACUAGUCAGCUUGAGGCCCUAGGAUUUGCUCGAAGACACGUACUUAGAGCAGCCACCGCCCAGUUGCCCUCACCUGGAUUACCUACCGAGGCAGCGAGCAGCAGAGUUUUCGAGAAGGCGGCAAGGGAGCAGCUUCCCGAGAGGAAUCAGCUUUUCAAGAACUCCGGCUAGCAGAGGGACGUGCGGGAGAGCAAUAUCCCGAACAAGCAGAUUCAGAGCCCUCGAGUGGAGAGGACACCCCAAGGGAUGACGCCUGCGCCCCGGAGUGCCUUUCGCUGGGCGUUACUGCUGCUGGCAGUACUGUGGUCGCAGCAGCCCGCUGCGGGCUCCGGCAUCUUCCAGCUGCGGCUGCAGGAGUUCGCCAACGAGCGCGGUGUGCUGGCCAGUGGGCGACCCUGCGAGCCCGGCUGCCGGACUUUCUUCCUCAUCUGCCUUAAGCACUUCCAGGCAACCUUCUCCGAAGGACCCUGCACCUUCGGCAACAUCUCCACACCAGUGUUGGGCACCAACUCCUUCGUCGUUAGGGACGAGAAUAGCGGCGGUGGUCGCAACCCUCUUCAACUGCCCUUCAAUUUUACCUGGCCGGGUACCUUCUCACUCAACAUCCAAGCUUGGCACACACCGGGAAACAACCUGCGGCCAGAGACCUCAUCAGGAAAUUCACUUAUCAGCCAGAUCACCAUCCAAGGCUCCCUUGCUGUGGGUCAGAAUUGGAAAACAGACGAACAAAACAGCACCCUCACAAGACUGCGCUACUCCUACCGGGUCAUCUGCAGUGACAACUACUAUGGAGAUAGCUGCUCUCGCCUGUGCAAGAAGCGUAAUGACCACUUUGGACACUACGUGUGCCAGCCAGAUGGCAGCCUGUCCUGCCUGCCAGGCUGGACUGGGGAAUACUGUGAUCAGCCUAUAUGUCUUUCUGGCUGUCAUGAGCAGAAUGGCUACUGCAGCAAGCCAGCAGAGUGCCUCUGCCGUCCAGGUUGGCAGGGCCGCCUGUGCAACGAAUGUAUCCCCCACAACGGUUGUGGUCAUGGCACCUGCAGCAUCCCCUGGCAGUGUACCUGCGACGAGGGUUGGGGAGGCCUGUUUUGUGACCAAGAUCUCAACUACUGCACUCACCACUCCCCGUGCAAGAACGGAGCAACAUGUUCCAAUAGUGGGCAGCGGAGCUAUACCUGCACCUGUCGCCCAGGCUACACUGGUGUGGACUGUGAGUUGGAACUCAGCAAGUGUGACAGCAACCCCUGUCGAAAUGGUGGCAGCUGUAAGGAUCAGAAGGAUGGCUACCACUGCCUGUGUCCCCCAGGCUACUAUGGCCAGCACUGUGAACAUAGUACCUUGACCUGUGCAGACUCACCCUGCUUCAAUGGGGGCUCCUGUCGAGAGCGCAACCAGGGUGCCAGUUAUGCCUGCGAAUGCCCCCCCAACUUCACUGGCUCCAACUGUGAGAAGAAAGUAGACAGGUGUACCAGCAACCCAUGUGCCAAUGGUGGCCAGUGCCUGAACAGAGGUCCAAGCCGAACAUGCCGCUGCCGACCUGGAUUCACAGGUGCCCACUGUGAACUCCACAUCAGCGACUGUGCCCGAAGCCCCUGUGCCCAUGGUGGCACUUGCCACGAUCUGGAGAGUGGGCCUGUGUGCACCUGCCCUGCCGGCUUUUCUGGCAGGCGCUGUGAGGUUCGGAUAACCAACGACGCCUGUGCCUCGGGACCCUGCUUCAACGGGGCCACCUGUUACACUAGCCUCUCCCCAAACAACUUCAUCUGUAACUGUCCUUACGGCUUUGUGGGCAGCCGCUGCGAGUUUCCGGUGGGCUUGCCACCCAGCUUCCCCUGGGUCGCUGUCUCCCUGGGUGUGGGGCUGGUGGUGCUGCUGGUGGUGCUGGGCAUGGUGGCAGUGGCCGUGAGGCAGCUGCGGCUUCGGCGGCCAGACGAAGGCAGCAGGGAGGCUAUGAACAACUUGUCAGAUUUCCAGAAGGACAAUCUAAUCCCUGCUGACCAGCUCAAGAACACAAACCGGAAGAAGGAGCUGGAAGUUGACUGUGGCCUGGAUAAGUCCAACUGUGGCAAACUACAGAACCACACAUUGGACUAUAAUCUGGCCCCAGGACUCCCAGGCCGGGGGACCAUGCCUGGAAAGUACCCUCACAGUGACAAGAGUUUAGGGGAGAAAGUGCCACUUCGGUUACACAGUGAAAAGCCAGGGUGUCGAAUAUCAGCGAUAUGCUCCCCCAGGGAGUCCAUGUACCAGUCAGUGUGUUUGAUAUCAGAAGAGAGGAAUGAAUGUGUCAUUGCCACAGAGGUAUAAGGCACCCAGCUUCCGCCCAGCAGGUGGGCUUCCUUCUGCAUUGUUUACAUUGCAUCCUGGAUGGGACGUCUUUAGUAUGCACAGUGCUGCUCUGAGGAGGAAGAGGAAGAAGAGGAGGAGGGAACGGCAUGAACUGGACAGACUGUGAACCUGCCAAGAGUUGUACCGCCUCUGCAUGCCUUCAGGAGUCUGCCUGGCCUUGGAUGGGCAGCCCCACCAAGGAAAGAGUUGAGGAGCCAGAGGAACAUUGAGCUGAUGUCUAAGGUGCCGCUUGGACUUGCUCUGCCAACAGUGGCCUUCGUGGGGCUCUUGACUCUUCUCCAGAAAGUGACAGUGGUCCUAAUGGGUCUUGGAGCUGCUGUAACUUCCAUGGGCAUCUGUAUUUCCAAAGUGCCUUUGCUCAGGCUCCGUCCUGACAGCUGGGCCCAACUGAGAGAAAACAAGAGGAGGCUUGCCAGGGACAGGCCUCCUGUAGGCAGGAAAGCCUUGGAGUUUGGCUUUUAGCAGGAGCUAUCCCUGCAGGUGAGAUGAACACCAAGGAGAGAGGCGUGAAUCCUGCCUCCGACCACAGCAUGAGAGGUGCCACCAAGCCUACACCCUCUGGGGACAAGUUGAUCCUCUCCUUGGUUCUGGUGCCUCUGGCUUAGGGCCUGUCCCUUUUGCCAGCCAGGGGUACAGACCUAACUGGGGAGCUCAGGGCCCUCAUACUAAAAUUCCAAUGAGGGAGAUAGGGGGUGCUGCUGUGGCUUAGACCCUUCCCUUCCUCCUGCCCUUGAGCCUGGGGUCUACCAGUGCCCACUGCUGCCCCCAGACCACCUUUGAAGCCGAUCUUCAGAAAUCAAUAAUAUGAGGUGUUUUUUUGUUUUGUUUCGUUUCGUUUUGUUUUUUGUAGUUUAUUUUGGAGUCUAGUAUUUUGAUAAUUUAAGAAUCAGAAGCACUGGCCUUUCUACAUUUUAUAACAUUAUUUUGUAUAUAAUGUGUAUUUAUAAUAUGGAACAGAUGUGUACAGGAAUUUAUUCUUUCUUGGGUCCUGUUUUUGUAAUAGCAGAGUGGAAACCUUCUGCCUACCUUCCUACCCCAAAUUCGAGGCCCCUUAUCUCCUUGCCAUUGAAUGCCCUGCUGGAACCCCUAGGGUCUGCGCAUGCCUGGGUUUGGCAUGCUGUGUGAAAGGCUGGUGUCUUGGUCCAUUCUCUGGGGAGCCCUGCCUGGCUGACUCAUCCCCAGCCUAGACCAGUCUUCCAUGCCUGGUGACUUU
Messenger RNA from Acomys russatus (golden spiny mouse), 3705 nucleotides. RefSeq names its product delta like canonical Notch ligand 4 (gene Dll4). NCBI's taxonomy places the organism in Eukaryota, Metazoa, Chordata, Mammalia, Rodentia, Muridae. Gene Ontology annotation, cellular component: membrane. Bases 390 to 2450 code for a protein of 686 amino acids. Gene Ontology annotation, biological process: multicellular organism development; cell communication; Notch signaling pathway. Gene Ontology annotation, molecular function: calcium ion binding. The record is from RefSeq and is a predicted model, not a curated record. The transcript is spliced from 11 exons.